GACCUUUUUGGCGUUCCAUACAGGAGAUCGCAGGUGUCUGUGGGAGGAGCAGCAUUCCGCGUCCGCGAGAGUUUCGCGCUGAAAAUACCUUUGGAUACGUGCUUGGGCUCCUUCUCAGAAGUAGUUUAAUCUAAAACAGUCCAAAAGAAUCUUUUAUUCCGAUUCAGACACACUCAGUCUCACUCAAGACGACUAAGAUCCGCUGCGGUAAGAGAGUGAAAGGAAAACCUGAUUCCUUUUCUUAAUGGCAUAAAUAUUUAUCACCGGUCUGUCAUGGACAUUAAACCGGACUGCCUACAGCUCUCCGUCUCUGAUCGAAUGGAUCCAUGUACUGAAGAUCCCGCUGGAAGACCUGAGGAUCACGUGUUUUAUGGAUGGGAUGUUCCUGUCUUUUCUGAGCAGGAUUAUUUGGAUUUAUACACACCCGUGUCUGGUUUAAAAGCAGCCGAUCAGAGGAAAGAGCAGGUGAAUGUGGACAUGAAGAAUGAGGAAGCAGCUGUGACACCUGCUGGAACACCUGCACAACACCUGCGCGGUCCAGAGGACUCUUGGAACAUCGAUUUAAUUGAUUCAGCACAAGGCAGCAACAGCAGAACUGCUUCGCUCUGCACAUUAACUUCGCAACUGCUCUCAGAACAUGGCGUCAGUCGUGACGAGUUCAGCCGGAGUGUGGUGUGGGGCCGCGUGACCCCUGUGCACGAGUCUCUCCUGGAGCCCGCCGAACUCCUCUUCAGUGUGUCCGUGCCCUGGCUGCCUGUGGAACUACCGUUCAGAUGGAGACUAAGCAGCACAGCCCAGGAGCUGAUGGAGGCGGUUCUGGAGACUCUAGAUCAUUCUGCUGCUCUCAGUGGACAAUACCUGAUGAAACUCUGUGACUCAGAGGAGUUUCUCAGAAGUGAUGAAAUGUUGGGAUUAUACGAACGCAUCCAGGUGUAUCAUAAGUUUGCUUCAGAUGUUCCAGUGAGGAUGGUGCUCAGAGACACCAUUGGCAGAACCCUGACGCGAGAUGAGGAAGACGACAGGCAGAUGUUUCAUUUUAAUCAAGUCCUCGCUUCUGCUUGUUCAUUCAACACAAUAAGAUCAUGUCUGCAGGAGAAACUGAGUAGCUACAGCGAGGAAGUAAACAAGCUCGUGAGAAGCCAGUGUGGCGUGUGUGUGAGCGAGGUCGUGGAGAGCGUUCACGGUGUGUGUGAGCAGCUGUGUGGCGUCACUACAGCCGAUCUAGAGGAGGCCGUCGGGCAGCUCAAGCGCAUCGCUCCGGUCACGUGGACUCCAGCUGAAAUGAGUGACUGUGAAACUGCUGUAGUGAAGAUCCAUCAAGCUCUGCUGAAGCUGCUCCACGUUUUCUUCACAAACUUUGAUUUGGACUUCAGAGGACCGGAGGACGUUCCCGAUCCAUCUGCGGCAGACGUCGAGCGCAACACAUGCAUGCUGCAGCUCAACCUGACGAGCCUCUACAGACUGCUGCCCGGCUGGAUAAACGGAUAUGAUCACUUCAGCAUGAGCUGCUCUCUCACACACUGCGGCAGGAAUCUGACUGAACCCGUGCUGUCGGAGAACAUCAGCACGUCACUGCAGCUGAACUGCAAGAUCCAGUGCAACCGUCUAUUGGUGUUUCCUGUUCCAGUAAGAGAGCUGCCAUAUGAAUCAAUGUUGACUUUUCAUCUAUUGGGCUCAAAACAGGCCAAAACCCCCGAGCUGCUCUGCUGGGCGGCCCUUCCUCUCUUUAACAGCAAGACUCUCGUUCACGGCACGGUUCUGCUCAGCAUGUCCACGCAGGUGCCGCCCAGGUGUCCACCGUCCGCGGCACUGACCGACGGCCAUCGGCAGCCCACAGGAGUCAUUCUGCAGAUUGAUUUCCCAGACUCUAAGCUGUGGCGGUAUGAGCGGGCGUCCGCUCGGCCCGGAUCGGUCCACGACUCGACUCUCUGUGAGGAGCUGCAGAAGAGGAUAGCAGACGUGUCUCAGAAACACUCCCUGUCUCUCAUGACUGAAAAUGAAAAGGCCUUCCUGUGGAGCAAGCGGCACAUCUGCGGCGAGAGGAACUCGUACCUGCACCUGGUUUUGGGCAGCGCGCCGCAGUGGAGGCCGCAGAACUUACCAGAGAUCUACUGGAUCCUGCAGCGCUGGGGCGGCGCGAGCUGCGAGGAAGCCCUGUUCCUCUUGAGCCACGACUUUCAUGACCAGUAUGUGCGUUCAGUGGCUGUGCGGCGGUUUCAGCAGAUGUGUGACAGCGAGCUGGAGGAGUUUCUGCCACAGCUGGUUCAGGCGCUGAAGAUGGAGUGGGACGUGGACGGGCCGCUGGUGACGCUUCUGCUCUCCAGAUCUUUGCGCUGCAUCCGUAUCGCUCAGCAGCUGUACUGGCUGCUGCUGGACGCUCUGGAGGACUGGCUCUAUAAGAGCUGGAUCAGUAAGGUCCUGUCGGCGCUGAAGCACUGCUGCGGACGCACGCUGAGACUCGAGCUGCAGCGGGAGAACAGGCUGAUGGAUCUGCUCACACAAGUGGCCCAGAGAGUCCGCACCGCUGACAAAACCAAGAGAAAGGAUGUGUUUAUCAGAGAGCGAUGGAAGAUUGCCAGCUUUUUUGCCGACGGACAGUCCUGCAGGCUUCCGUUAGACCCGGCGGUUGAGGUCAAAGGUGUGAAUGUUGAGGCUUUUAAGGUUUAUAACUCAAACGCAGCACCUGUGGAAGUGUCCUUCAUCACCGCCGACCCUCUGGGACAGAACUACAGCGUCAUCUGCAAAACUGGAGAUAACCUGCGGCAGGACGUGCUGGUGCUGCAGAUCGUGCGUCUCCUGGACCGCGUGUGGAGGCAGGAGGGGCUGGACAUGCGCAUGGUCACCUACAGAUGCAUUUCUACCGGAAGAGAUCGAGGGUUGGUGGAAGUGGUGCGUGACGCAGUGACUCUGGCCAAGAUCCAUCAGGAGUGGGGUUUGUCUGGAGCGCUGAGGGAAGACACCUUAGAGAAGUGGUUCCACAUGAGGAACAAGACUAUAGAGGACUACGAGAAGGCUGUGAUGAACUUCCUUCACUCGUGUGCCGGCUGGUGCGUCGCCACGUUUGUUCUGGGCAUCUGUGACCGCCACAACGACAACAUCAUGAUCACACACAGCGGCCACAUGUUCCACAUCGAUUUCGGCAAGAUCAUGGGCAACGCGCAGAAGUUCGGCAGCAUCAAGAGAGACCGGACGCCCUUCAUCUUUACGCCAGAGAUGCAGCGCUUCAUCACGGGCGGCGGCGAGAACCCGCAGCGCUUCCACCGGUUCGUCGAGCUGUGCUGCGACGCCUUCAACAGUCUGCGCAGACGCUCUGCUCUGCUGCUCGGCCUGCUGCAGCUGAUGCUGGCGGCCGGAAUGCCUGAAAUGAAGGACGUCCAGGACCUGCGGUACGUUCACAAUAACCUGCGGCCGCAUGACUCUGAGCUGGAAGCCACUUCAUAUUUCACCAGAAAAAUUAAGGAGAGCAUGGAGAGUUUACCUGUCAAGCUGAACUUCCUCAUCCACAAUAUGGUUCAGUUUUCCUCCGUCAGACGGUCCGAGCCGCUCGCCGACAGCCGGAUCUCCUCCAGCUCCAACAUUCAGGAGGCCGUGAUCCAGAAAUACACCGUCAGCGGCAAAGACGUGACGUACGAGCUGAAGGUGACGAUCGAGGACGGGUACGUCAUCAGUCAGAAGAGCUUUUCUCAGUUCGAGACGCUCCAUAAGCUGCUUCAGAAGCACUUCAUCGAGUCCACGCUGCCGAAGUUCCCCAGCUGGUUUAACAUGUCCUUUACGCCGAGCAGGAAGAUGAGUCUGUUGAACAAGUACCUGAAGGAGCUGUUCGAAGGGCCCUGCAGAGGAAACGAAUACGUCUGCAGCCUGUUUCUGGACGGACCGAACGCCGCUGCCAAAUCAGAAUCAGACGCACAUCUGCGACCACAGAUCCAGCUCUACCUGUCUUAUAAAGACUUCAAACUAUCUGUGAUGAUAAAGCAUUUGAAAAAUAUUAGGCUGUCUAACGGCUCGUGUCCUGAUGCUUAUGUGGUCACGCGACUGAGACCCGACCCACAAGACAAGACCAAGAGGAAGACGAAAGUGGUCCGCAGCAAUGACAAUCCCACAUUCAAUGAACUGAUCUGCCGUUUUCUCUGCAGAUCGAGUACAGGAACGUGCUGAAGCUCCACGGACACGUGCUGGAGGUGACGGUGAAGAGCAGGAAGGCUUUUGUCGCUGCUACAAACGUGGUUCUGGGAGAGAGAGUUCUGGACCAGGAGAAGUGGUUUCCUCUGGGCUUCUCUGCCGUUUAAAGAUCAGCUUCACUCCAACGUGAAGGUUAAAGUUCACAGGAUGAUCUGGUAGAGAUCAUAAAAUAUGGAGGAAAAAGGAAGAACAGUAUUCACAAAACUCAUAAAACGUACCGGAUGGAGUUUGUUUCUUUGUCUUGCUGCUCAUAAAGACACAUUAAAGACCGAAUUCACGGUCACUUUUCUCACAUGUGGAGCUGCUUGGAAACACCUGAUUCCUCAAACUGAACUUGGUGAAACACUGAUUGUACUGUAAAGCUGCUUUGAAGUUGUUUGUAUUAUUUGAAGUGCUAAAUUAAUAAAAGUGAUGAUUAAUAUAUA
Molecule: messenger RNA, 4604 nt
Organism: Megalobrama amblycephala (Wuchang bream)
Lineage: Eukaryota; Metazoa; Chordata; Actinopteri; Cypriniformes; Xenocyprididae
Gene: pik3c2g
Product: phosphatidylinositol-4-phosphate 3-kinase catalytic subunit type 2 gamma
Exons: 32
Coding region: 274-4155 (1293 amino acids)
Biological process (GO): phosphatidylinositol-mediated signaling; phosphatidylinositol-3-phosphate biosynthetic process; phosphatidylinositol 3-kinase/protein kinase B signal transduction
Cellular component (GO): cytoplasm; plasma membrane; phosphatidylinositol 3-kinase complex
Molecular function (GO): 1-phosphatidylinositol-3-kinase activity; phosphatidylinositol binding; 1-phosphatidylinositol-4-phosphate 3-kinase activity
Source: RefSeq, a predicted model, not a curated record